UUGGGUUGUGGAGGGGAGGAGGUAAAGCUGUGACAAGAGGCCAAACAAAAGGAAGCCAGCAGGGCCUUAGCUGGCAGCUCAGCGGCCACAGCCUGGCACCUCAGGGCACAGACCACACCUUCCUUGUGGACUACUCAUGGGUGCCUGAAUGACGUGUGUGCCUGUGCCCGCAGCAAGCGCCUGCUGUCAUGUCCUGCCAGGGACGGCGGAUCCUGGAGACCAGACUGGGUGAUGCAGAUCGGGCGCAGACCAUGGUGAAGAUGGCGUUACGUAAGGCCUACUCCAUCAAAGACAAGCUGGAGGCCAUAGAGAGGGUCAAGAACGGGGAACGUCAGGCCAGUGUCUCCAGGGAUUUCGGGGUGCCAGGAGGAACUCUCCGGGGGUGGCUGAAGGACGAGCAGAAGUUAAGAUGGUUUCUGGACCAGCUUGGAGGAGACGUAGGGACGCAGAGGAAAAAAAUGCGCCUUGCCAAUGAAGAAGAGAUUGACCGCGCCGUGUAUUCGUGGUUCAUCGCUCUACGACAGCAAGGAGUUCCUCUCUCAGGGCCGAUUAUCCAAGCUCAAGCCGAGACGUUCGCCAAGCAGAUCUAUGGAGAGGACUGCACCUUCAAGGCCAGCCAUGGCUGGUUCUGGCGAUGGCAGAGAAGACACGGCAUCUCCAGCCAACGCAUCUAUGGAGAACCAGAGAUCAGGCCAGCAGAUAUUGACCCGGUUCUGGUCUACCCAGAGGAACAACCCAAGACAUCGGCAAACGACGGUGGCUAUGGAGAUGAGCAGAUCUACAACGCCAACAUCACUGGAUUAUACUGGAAGCUCCUUCCAGACCAAACCCACAACAUUGAAACAGCUAAGCAGCCUGGAGGUCACCGGAAAGUGAAGGACAGAGUCACCAUUCUCCUGGUCGCCAACCUUACUGGCAACCACAAACUAAAACCAUUGGUUGUCGGAAAUCGGCGGGAUCCACCAAGUCUUUGGCACCACAAACAAGACAAGUUACCAGCGACCUACACGUACUGUAAGAACGCGCAGAUGACUCCAGAUCUUCUCAGACAGUGGUUUUUGGAGGAGUUUGUACCCACAGUGAAGCGAUACUUGAGACGAUGCUGUCUCCAACAGAAAGCAGUCCUCCUUGUCAACCAGUGUGCAGGAACUCUGCCCGAGAAGGAGCUUCAGUCCCCCGACGGCAGCCUACGGGUCUUAUUCCUUUCGAAAAACGCCAGAAGUAAGAUCCCAUCCAUGGACCAAGGAGUCAUCUCUUCCUUCAAACAACUCUACAAGCGUGAGCUCCUGAGGAUGGUAGUGUCCGCUGAGGGUCCUCCUUCAGAUUUUGUCAAGGCUUUUCUGUUGAAAGACAUGAUCUACCUGUCCGGCCAGGCGUGGGGAAUGAUACAGGCUGGAAGUAUUGAGAAAUGUUGGCUCUAUGGCCUCAGAGCAGCUUUCGAGAGCAGCUCCACAGCGGACACAGUUAGCGAUGACUGUAGUAAGGUCUUCUCGGACUUGACCAACUUGGCCGCAUUGGUUUACAAACAUUUAGCCCCAGAGGACUUUGUUGAGUGGGUGCACCUUGAUGACUGCAUCCCGGCCAUGCAGGAGUCCUCAGAGAGGGAGAACCCAGACCCCACCUGUGACAACGAAGACCCCAGUGAUAAUGAUGACCUAGAACAUGACCCAACAGCGGCCGAGGCCAUUCAGGGGCUGGAGACUGCUCUACAGUGGUUUGAAGCCCAGGAGCCUCAGAACGUGGCCCCUGUAGAAAUUGCGCAGUUACGUUCAUUAAUCGCCAGGGUGCAACGCCUCCGGCCAAUGAAGUCACAGACCAAAGGCACUAACUGUGGCAGCUCCUGAGUGAUGACAUUAGGCGGGGAGGGGCACGGGUGGCAUCACAGACUUAGUCAGUAGCCAGUUAUAGAUACACAUGAUGUAUACUCCCUUCAUGUGCUGUCACGUCAUAGUAGGUCCUCAGGAAAUACUGCAAUAUGUGUCGGCAGUUCCGCCUGUUUAGCUGUAGUCUGAGCUGAAGAAACCGUCACCGGGUGGACAUCUCCACCAUGACAUUUUAUACAGGAAAUACUUAAUUUUUAUUUGUUUUUUCUGAGAUAUGUCAGAUUCCUAAAUCUUGGAGGCAAUAAACCAGAUAUGUGGGGUUAUAUCUCACACUGUGGGGUGAUAUCUCAGACUGAGAGGUAAGAUCUCACAUCUAUGGGGUGAUGGUGCAGAUCUGUGAGGUGAUAUCUCAGACUGAGAGGUAAGAUCUCACAUCUGUGGGGUGAUAUCUCAGACUGAGAGGUAAGAUCUCAUAUCUGUGGGGUGAUGGUGCAGAUCUGUGGGGUGAUAUCUCAGACUGAGAGGUAAGAUCUCACAUCUGUGGGGUGAUGGUGCAGAUCUGUGAGGUGAUAUCUCAGACUGAGAGGUAAGAUCUCAUAUCUGUGGGGUGAUGGUGCAGAUCUGUGAGGCGAUAUCUCAGACUGAGAGGUAAGAUCUCACAUCUGUGGGGUGAUGGUGCAGAUCUGUGAGGUGAUAUCUCAGACUGAGAGGUAAGAUCUCACAUCUGUGGGGUGAUGUCUCAGACUGAGGUAAGAUCUCACAUCUGUGGGGUGAUGGUGCAGAUCUGUGAGGUGAUAUCUCAGACUGAUGAAAGAUCUCACAUCUAUGGGGUGAUGGUGCAGAUCUGUGGGGUGAUAUCUCAGACUGAGAGGUAAUAUUUCACACUCAGGGUAAAAUCUAUGACUUUAGCAGUGAUGGCUAACCUCCAGCUGUGGUGAAACUACGACUCCCAGCAUGAUCCAUUCAUUUAUAUGGAGUUCUGAGAACAGCCAAGCAAGGGGGCAUCUUGGGAGUUGUAGUUUCACCACAGCCGGAGGUCAGCCAUCACAGCUUUAGGCACCGUCUUAGAUCUGUGGGGUAGUAUCUCAUGUAUAAUAUCCCACAUCUAUAUGGUAAGUUCUCAGACUUUCAGGCAACAUCUCACAUCAGUGGUGUAAUCUCGCAGACUUUGGGGUAGUGUCUCAUUCUGUGGGGUGAGAUGGUCGUAGUUGCCCUCAGGGCUCUUCAUCCACACCUUCCAUGUCUCUGUGUGGUGACAGAGGGACACUGUUGUAGUUUCCCACAUUCUGGAGAUCCCGAUGUAGGACGUUGUUUGCCUUUUGUAAAUGAUUCCUGCCUUAGACUAUUAUAGAGGUGAACCUACCUGCAGCCCUCACCGUUCUGUAACUCACCUUCCCUUCCUUCUCCUCAUUCAUCCCAUCGAUCUCCUGCCAAACUCCUAAACGUCUCCUCACAAAACAUCUUGUAGAUCCAGGUGUGAUACCGGUGAGGCAGAGUAAGGCCUCUUGCACACAAACGUUUAUUUUUUCCGUUUACGUUCCGUUUUUUGCGUUCCGUAUACGAAACCAUUCACUUGAAUGGAUCCGCAAAAAGAACCUGGAAGGUAGUCCGUAUGCCUUCUGUUUACGUUGAAAGAUAGAACAUGUCCUAUUAUUACAGACAAGGAUAGGACUGUUCUAUCAGGGGCCAGCAAAAAAAAACGGAAUGCACACGGACGGCAAAAAUACUGAAAAAGCCAUACGGUCGUGUGCAAGAGGCCUGAAUAUGGGGGUCCGGAUAAAGCCGCACAGCAUGCAGGGGGCGCUGUCUCCCAGUGUAUUCCAUGGACCCCCACA
This is a messenger RNA of Bufo bufo (common toad), 3658 nucleotides long. RefSeq names its product tigger transposable element derived 5 (gene TIGD5). Gene Ontology annotation, cellular component: nucleus. The record is from RefSeq and is a predicted model, not a curated record. Lineage: Eukaryota; Metazoa; Chordata; Amphibia; Anura; Bufonidae. Gene Ontology annotation, molecular function: DNA binding. The coding region runs from base 189 to 1844 and encodes 551 amino acids. The transcript is spliced from 2 exons.